AUGAGUCAUCGCGCGAAGGUAAUGCCGGGAAGAACAUUUCGAUUCAAUGAGUGUGCAUGUACACCAUACAAUGCCGAUUUCGACGGAGAUGAAAUGAAUUUGCAUUUGCCACAAACAUAUGAAGCGAAAGCUGAAGCAAGUGAGCUCAUGAAUGUGAAGAACAACUUGAUCACACCUCGUUCUGGAGAACCAUUAGUUGCUGCCAUUCAAGAUUUCAUUACUGGAGGAUACUUGCUCACCCACAAAGACACUUUCCUUCCGAGAGCUGAAACAAAAAUAAGAAUUCCACCACCAGCUAUCAGAAUACCAGUGGAACUUUGGACUGGAAAACAGCUCAUCGAACUCAUUAUUCGCCCCGACAAAGGAUCUCAGAUCUCACUAAAUCUUACUGCGAAAAAUAAGUCGUAUUCAGGAAAUUUAGAGCUGUGCUCGAAAGAUUCCUAUGUUAUCAUUCGAAAUUCGGUUCUCCUGGCUGGUGUCCUGGAUAAGUCUCUUCUUGGAUCUUCAUCAAAAGUAAACAUUUUCUAUAUGUUAAUGAGAGAUUACGGAGAAGAUGCAGCAGUUGAUGCAAUGUGGAGAUUAGCACGAAUGGCUCCAGUUUUCCUUUCGAAUCGAGGAUUCUCCAUUGGAAUCGGUGAUGUACGCCCCAGUGAAAGAUUGCUUCAAGAGAAAGGACAACUGGUUGACACAGGUUACGAACAAUGCGCUCAAUAUAUUCGUGAAUUAGAAGAAGGAAAGCUGAAAGCUCAACCAGGUUGUACUGAAGAAGAAACUCUUGAAGCUAUCAUUCUUCGUGAACUUUCAACGAUUCGUGAUCAUGCUGGACAAGUGUGUCUUCGUAAUCUUAGCAAGUAUAAUGCACCAUUGACAAUGGCUGUUUGUGGACUCACUCCAACUGAAUUCUUCUUCCAUACAAUGGGAGGACGUGAAGGUCUUGUCGAUACUGCUGUGAAGACUGCCGAAACUGGAUACAUGCAAAGACGUCUUGUCAAGUGUUUGGAGGAUCUCUGUGCAUCAUACGACGGCACCGUACGAUCUUCUGUUGGAGAUGUUAUCGAAUUCGUUUUCCGGAAACCUGAAGCUAUUACGUUUGCAAGAGGAUGCAAGAUUGUUGCUCAUGGAAAGACAAUGAUGGCAAUUAGACCACCUUCAACUAGUAAAUUGAGUAAAACAAUGACAAUGCAAAUGCUCAAAUACUCUCUCGGAAACGUUGUCAUUAAAGGAAUCUCUUCAGUCAAUCGUUGUGUCAUCCACGCUGACGAAAAGAAGGGAGACUUUUAUUCACUUCUUGUUGAAGGAACUGAUUUCCGAUCUGUUCUUUCUUCUGUUGGUGUUGAUCCAAGAAAAACUAAUUUCAAUAAUGCUCUUGUGGUAGCUGAAGUUCUUGGAAUUGAAGCUGCUCGGACAUGCAUUAUCAAUGAAAUUAUUGCGACUAUGGAUGCUCACGGAAUCGGUUUGGAUAGAAGACACGUUAUGCUUCUCGCCGAUGUUAUGACCUAUCGAGGAGAAGUGCUGGGAAUCACUCGAAACGGCCUUGUCAAUAUGAAGGAUUCAGUUCUUCUUUUCGCGUCAUUCGAAAAGACGAUGGAUCAUUUGUUUGAAGCAGCCUUCUUCUCGCAGAGAGAUGUGAUUCACGGCGUCUCUGAGUGCUGCAUCAUUAUGGGAACCCCGAUGACUGUCGGUACUGGAACCUUCAAGUUGAUGCAGAAGCACGAAAAGAAAGCAAUACUCAAACAGAAUUCGCCAAUUUUUCAGCGCCCCGAGACAACUAUCACCCUUUAA
Caenorhabditis remanei is the source of this 1782-nucleotide messenger RNA. RefSeq lists its product as uncharacterized. Lineage: Eukaryota; Metazoa; Nematoda; Chromadorea; Rhabditida; Rhabditidae. The coding region runs from base 1 to 1782 and encodes 593 amino acids. Gene Ontology annotation, molecular function: DNA-directed RNA polymerase activity; DNA binding. The record is from RefSeq and is a predicted model, not a curated record. The transcript has 8 exons. Gene Ontology annotation, biological process: DNA-templated transcription.